This is a messenger RNA of Dunckerocampus dactyliophorus (ringed pipefish), 14835 nucleotides long. RefSeq names its product spen family transcriptional repressor (gene spen). Bases 2903 to 12997 code for a protein of 3364 amino acids. The transcript has 14 exons. NCBI's taxonomy places the organism in Eukaryota, Metazoa, Chordata, Actinopteri, Syngnathiformes, Syngnathidae. Gene Ontology annotation, cellular component: nucleus. Gene Ontology annotation, biological process: regulation of transcription by RNA polymerase II. Gene Ontology annotation, molecular function: mRNA binding. The record is from RefSeq and is a predicted model, not a curated record.
AGGGGAGUCUUUCACUAUCAGUGUUGGCCUCUCUCUGGUCUCUGCAUUCUAGGUCAGCAGCCAGAUAACAGGCUCUCAAUGAAGACUUUUGUUGAGUUCUAUUUUCGAGCCUUUUCUUUGAAAACUGAACAUACAGAAAUAAAACAUGUCAGUUAUGACUUGCAUAAUAUAAAUCAUUUAUCUGUGACAGUCAACGUAAAUUAAAUGCAUUAAAACAAAUGCGCUGCAGUCAGGAGAUCGGGAAGACCUGGGUUCGAAUCUCUGUGUGGAGUUUGCAUGUUCUCCCUGUGCGUGCAUGGAUUUUCUCUGGGUACUCCGGUUUCCUCUCGCAUUCCAAAAACAAGCAUGUUAGGUUAAUUGGCGACCCUAAAUUGUCCAUAGGUAUGAAUGUGAGCAUAAAUGGUUGUCUAUAUGUGUCCUGCGAUUGGCUGCUUUUGGCCAGGGCCCCCAUUAGACAAUUCCAAGGGCCCCUGCCCCAUAGGUAAUGGUCAUUAAACAACACACAAAUAGUGUUUGGAGGACAAGACAUAUAGUAUAAUGACACCAAUAGACACUUGAUAAUGUUAGUACAUACCUGAUGGACGUAAUAUCCACUUCCCCGUGGGAGAAAAACGAGCUCCAAACUAACUGCAUAGCUUGCUUGUUUUAAAAACAAAAUGUCACUGUGGUAAACAGUCACAUUUGGAAUCCGAAUACGAGAAGAUAGGCGCAUAGCUGCGGACAGCGAGGAUAAGUUUGUGUGGAAAGAUGCAAGAGAAAUCGAACACCAAUAGGUUUGACAAGGGAGUGACCAAACACACUGGCAUCGAUUUGGCGUAACUGUGGCAAGCUGUCAAGCUGAAACCACUGGAGGUUUUACAGACUCGUAUUGAUUAUCGCGGAAAUACGGGACAAAGUGCGUUCCUUAUUGGGUCAAUGUGGGUGUUGUUAACCCUACGUGACACAGCACACAUGCACAUUCAUGUCAUGUCUGUGUUAUCAUGACUUGAAUCUUGAAUCUCGAAUGUCGCCGCCGCAUGGGGAUCAGUUUUUGUGAUUGGCUUUGAAAGGCAUUUAUUGACAUAUGCCGAUCACAUGUUUUUUACGGAAACUGCCUGAUACCAAUCGGUGGCCGAUCUAUUGGAGCGUCCCUUAGAAAAAUAUUAAAGAGGUGAAGCAGAUAUUCUUAGGUGAACUCCUCAACAUCAGCUGGUGAGCUACUGCUGGCUCCCGAGCUACCUGUUGGAGACCCCUGUGAUAUCUUAAAGCUGGACGCACUACCUGUUUAUGUUGAACAACUUCGACACACAACUAGUGUAUCCUAUGAACGUGAUAGCCACUUGUAGCUCUCCCAAUGGGUAAAAAACAAGCUAGCUAACUGCCACCAGAGAGAAAGUCGAGUGAGAUUGAAACGUGAGCAAUCACACACGCUGGCAUAGAUGGGCUUAGACUGUGACACGCUGUUGUCAAUUGACUACACAUUUUACCGACAAUUUUUCAUUCUCUCGAUAAUAAGAAACAAAGUGCGCAUCAACACACAUGCGCAAGUGCCAACAGGGCAGACAGGCGAUUCCAAUGCAUGUUUAUCAAAACAGAGUGCAGUGAAACCUUUUUUAUAUUUUAAAUUGUUUUCGAACUAAUUGUGGACAAUGUGUGCGUAAAUAAAAAGCUAUACAGUGGUGUGAAAAAAUGUUUGCCCCCUUCCUGAUUUCUUUUUUUUUUUUUUUGUGCAUGUGUGUUGCACUUAAAUUUUUCAGAUCAUCAAACAAAUUUAAAUAUUAGUCAAUGGUAGGCUUGUCACGACAACAAAUUUUGCUGGACUAUAAUUGUCCUACAAAUUAUUGUGGAUAAUCGAUAUUAUUGCUAAAAUUUUUUGAGACCAUUUUUUCAUUAAUUAUAUAACACAGGAGCCUUAAACUCGCGUAUUUUGCGGCCCAUGACUAAACAUGGAGGAGUAGUGUAAAUGCUAUAAAAAAUAUUUCUUUUUGAUAUGAUCCUUUAUAUGCCCUGCGAUUGGCUGGCGACCAGUCCAGGGUCUACCCCGCCUGUCGCCCGAAGUCAGCUGGGAUAGGCUCCAGCAUACCCCCGCGACCCUAAUGAGGAAGAAGUGGUAUAGAAAAUGGAUGGAUGGAUGGAUGAUCCUUUAUAUCAUUGAUCUACUUGAGAGACAUGAGAUUUAAAGUUGAGUUUAAAAUAGCUUUCCUGUUUUUCAGACACUGAAACUAAAAUCCUUUUUACACUUAUGUUGCUAAAACAUCCUCAUUCUUUUGUACCAUUGCUCCCAAUACUUCAUGUGGCCCAGCCACAACCAGACCCUAUCUCCAGCGGCCCCCAGGUAAAUUGAGUUUGAGACCCCUGAUGUAGCAUAAUAAUGAGAGUACAUUGUAUCAAAAGCAAUAAACUUUAAUUUCUCAAGAGUAUUUAACAUUGUAAUUGGAAUGUCAAGAGCUUUUAAAUGAAUUAAACAAACAAAAAAGUAACCAAAAAAAAAUCUGUGAAAAUAAAAUGGAUUCUAAAUAAAUACAAAUCACAAUCAUAAGCAAAAACAAAAAAUAGACCCUGUCUCUGUUAAGGGGGGAAAAAACACCCCAAUAAAACACGCACACGUAGUUAUGUAGUGUAUUGUUAAACUAAUGUAGGAGGUAAUUUUUGAGCUGGACCACUGGCGGAAUAAAAUGAAACGUUUUUGAUGUCCUUCAACACGUCUUCUUUCACUCGGUUAUACAGUGCAGGAAUUGCUGUUUUGUGAUGUGUACGUUCUCCCAUGCAAUUGGUACUGUCUGUCAAACAUUUCUGACAUUUCCCGAAAUCUUGUCUUUUCAAUCGUAUUGAAAGGUCUGAGUGUGCACCAUUUUGCAUUACUUUGUUUAUAUUACGAAAUAACUGUCUUUUUUUUCCCAGUUUGGAAAACUGAAAAGGAUGGAUGUGUUUCAGGACUGCUGAAAGUCGAGAGCGGGCGUAUGAUCACAGCGCUUAUGGUCACCACGAGCGUGCUGGAAGCAGUUUUGAACGGCAACGGCACUAUGACACAGACUAUUAUACGAGAGAGAGGACUCUCACCUCGUCUGGGAAUGGGUCUGUUACCUCCAUGGGAAGCAGCACAACAGUGUCCUCUGGAGUCGGGGGGAUUGUUAAUUCUAUUGCUGGCAACACCGGAACAACUGGAGCGGCAGGGUCCGCCACAGGAGGAAAUGGUGGAUCUAUAUCCAGCGGGGUCAGCUUCUAUCGGUCCCACAGCAGGAGUCCGUGUCGCUUUGAGACACCAGACCCUCGUUAUGAGUCUCGAUCAAGAGAAUCCUUUGCUUUGGCCAGUGUGGUUCACAGGGACCUUUACAGAGAGGACAGGGGUCGGCGCAGCGAGCGCUCGUAUCGACACAGUCGCAGCCGGUCUCCACAUUCGACGCAUUCGCGCAACCCUUCUCCUCAGAGACUGGCAAGUCAGGCUAGCAGACCUCCAUGCUCCCACAGCAGGUCGGGGUCUCGCAGCCGAUCCUCCAGUUCAGACUCGGUCAGCAGCACCAGCAGCAGCACCAGUGGCAGUGAUUCCAGCAGUAGCUCAAGCGAUGAAUCUCCUGCACGCUCAGUACAGUCAGCCGCUGUUCCAGCACCAUCAGCAUUUCCUCUAUCAUCCCUUGACAAGGAGGAACCGCGUAAAAGCUUCGGCAUCAAGGUCCAAAAUCUUCCUGUGCGCUCGACAGAUACAAGUCUAAAGGAUGGUUUGUUUCAUGAGUUUAAAAAACAUGGAAAGGUCACAUCUGUACAAAUUCACGGCGCUUCGGAGACUCGCUAUGGACUUGUCUUUUUCCGCCAGCAAGAAGACCAAGAAAAAGCUCUUGGAGCAUCAAAAGGGAAGCUUUUUUUUGGAAUGCAAAUUGAUGUCACCGCCUGGAACGGUCCAGAGACUGAAAGUGAGAAUGAGUUCCGGCCCUUGGAUGAAAGGAUAGAUGAGUUUCAUCCAAAAGCCACACGGACAUUAUUUAUUGGGAAUCUGGAGAAGACCACCACAUAUCAUGAUCUGCUCAACAUCUUUCAGCGCUUUGGAGAAAUUGUGGAUAUCGACAUUAAGAAAGUGAAUGGAGCCCCACAGUAUGCCUUUCUACAAUAUUGUGACAUUGCAAGUGUCUGCAAAGCCAUAAAGAAGAUGGAUGGAGAGUACCUUGGAAACAAUAGACUUAAGCUGGGCUUUGGAAAGAGCAUGCCUACAACUUGUGUCUGGCUUGAUGGAUUAGCAUCAAACACAACGGAGCAGUUUCUUACCCGUCAUUUCUGCCGCUAUGGACAUGUUGUCAAGGUUGUGUUUGACCGAAUGAAAGCAAUGGCCCUUAUCUUGUAUAACAACAUUGAAUAUGCUCAAGCUGCCGUAAAAGACACAAAGGGAUGGAAGAUAGGGGGCACUAAAAUAAAGGUGGACUUUGCCAAUCAGGAGAGUCAAAUGGCUUUCUAUCGUUCAAUGCAAGCAUCUGGCCAGGAUAUUAGAGAUUUUUAUGACAUUCUUUCUGAAAGAAGGGAUGAUAGACGCUCUCAAUAUGAGUUUCAAGCGGAAAGACAAUAUUAUGAAAGUGUACGCACACCAGGGACUUAUGCUGAAGAUUCCCGUCGUAAAUACACAACCAGAAGUCGCGAGUUCUACACCGAAUGGGAUCCAUAUCAAGAAAAUUACUACGACCCGCAAUACUAUGAAGACGCGAGGGAAUAUCGAGAAUACAGAGCCGAUCCAUAUGAGCAAGAUAUUCGUAAAUACAGUUAUUUGCAGCGAGAACGUGAGCGGGAGAGAGAGCGCUUUGAGAGUGAUCGUGGUCGUGACCAUGGGAGGAGAACUAUUGAACGGAGCCAAAGCCCAACUCUUGUUGCCUCUCGUCGCCCUGCAAGCCCCGCAGCAUCCCCUUCCCUUUCCGAAAGGAUACCAAGUGACUCGGAUCGCCAAAUGUGUUGCAGAUCAUCUGAAAGAAGUGGGAGCUGCAGUUCAGUUUCCCCGCCCAGAUUUGAAAAACUUGAAAAGGCACGCACAGAACGAUACAAUAAAACUGACAAAUUUGAAAAGGAUCGUGUGCUUGAAGUUGAAAUGGUCAAUUUGGUGGAAAAGGAAAAGCGGACUGGACGUAAAGAUCGUGGGGACAAGGAAAAAAGUGAAAGACAGCGACUUAAAAAGCUCAAAGUUACUCCACCAAUCAUCCAAACUUGUGAUGCAGAGCCUGAACUUGAUCGACACAUAAACCCUGAGUCUUCUCUUCAAAGUAAAAACAGUAAAAUUCCGAAAGAUGGCUCAAGUAAAGCCAAGUUAGAUCUUCUGCCUUGUGUGGUGCAGCUAACUCGUGUGAAAGAAAAAGAAGGAAAACUGACUGGUCAUGAAAAACAAAUAUUGAGGGGUGGGAGUGACAGUCCUAGACUGGCAUCACCUUCAGCUGACCAAAGAAGUCCUCUCUUCCGCACAGAGUCUACAAAAGGUGAUAUCACUAAACAUGGCAAGGUUGCCAGAGAUAAAAACAUGCAGAGUGUAGUGGAACAUAUGGAUAUGGAUAUGAAAAUCAAGUCUAAAAAACAUGGAAAAUCGGAAAUUAGUUUUGACAGUGGCAUUUCUUUGGAUUUUGAUCGUUUAGCUGCAAGAAAAAGGCGUUUUGAAGACUCUGGCAAAAAUGAUAGCCAGAAGAGAAUUGGUGAGGAGGACCUUGGUAGAUCGAUACUUCAUAAGCCUUGGAAUAAUAAGGACCCAGAGUUUGAUAAGAAUGUUUACAUAAAAAAGAUGCACAAAAAGGAGCAUAAUAGGGAUAAAUCUGUGCAGAUAUUUUCAAUUAACAGUCCUAAUGAGGGACAGGACUUUGAAAAAAACUCCAUAAACUGUUCCCUUCAGCCGCAGUCCCAGCAAGCAGCACUGCCUGAUGAACUUUCAGGACAAUUACACUCUCCCUACCUGAAGAUGGAAUUACUGUGCUCAAAAAGUGAAAAUAUCUCCAGUCUCACAAAAACAUCAAGUUAUGGCAGCCUUGAAUUGGACGAAGACAGUGAGGUUUUGCGGGAAAAGGUACAAAGUGGAAGGAAUUGUAGAGACUCCGAAGAUGAGGAACAGUUUGUACGCAUUGGUCAGACAUAUACUUUGACAAAACAAACUGAAGAGAGUCGAUGGCUUCAAACCAAGCUUUGUGAUCUGGACAAGCGUGACAAGGAUGAUGCUUCACCUAGUAAUGACGCGCAAGACUUUGGAAAGGAGUAUGUCACACAUGAUAUUGCAAAACAAAACCAGGACAUAAACAGUGAUGACCUCUCCUUGUGUAAAAGAAAAGGGAAUGAGACUUUUGACUUGGAAAUAGUUACUUCAAAAAAAGAGCGAAAUUUUGUAACUUCCCAGAAAUUAGAUGAGGAUAUUUUGCAGCGUCUAACAUCCACAACAAUUUCCAUGGAAGAUCAAACCACCCAGAUUUCAACAUCUGUCAGAAACAAAGAAAGUAAGUCACCAUUGACUAAAGAAGAUUUUUCAAACACAGAGUCAUUAAAAAAUAGCUUAGGCCUGAAAAGUAGACUUUUUCACACAUCUGAAACCGAACAACCAAAGCUAAAGACCUCAUUUCUUGGCUGCAAUGAGAAUUUAAUGCACCAUUGGGUAGGAAAGGUUUUAUCUGAUUCUGAAAAAACAGAAAUGACUUUCACAAGUGAGCUUACAAAACACCAAACCAUUGGUAAAUGUCUUGGACAGGAUUUAGAACCAGGAGAAGUACAGUCUGAUUCAGAUGAUGAUGGAGAAAGAAAACCCAUAUCUACCAAGUCCAAUCGUUCCUUGUCUUAUAUUCUCAGGGAACGUGAUGAGAGGAUGACAGAGUUGAAACUUUCUGGUUCAUUGGAAAAGAAUAAAUUUUACUCCUUUGCAUUAGAUAAAACAAUAACCCCUGAUACAAAAGCACUCCUUGAAAGAGCGAAGACGCUUUACUCUUCCCGAGAAGACAACUGGUCCUUUCUUCCAUCUCGCUUUCCAACCACACACAGCUGCUCAGAUAAAAACAAGGUAGAGUUAGCACCCCGUCCAAUACCUUCUUGGUAUAUGAAGAAGAAGAAGAGCCGUGCAAGUUCUGAUGAAAACCUGCAUGGCAAAAAAGAGGAACUUAAGCCUCAGGACCAAGAACGUCAGGAAUUGUUUGCCUCCCGCUUCCUUCAUAGCUCAAUCUUUGAACAGGAUUCUCGCCGUUUGCAGCACCUUGAGCGUAAAGAGCAACAUUCAGAAACUGGAAUUGAUAGAAAUUUUACAAAUCUAGGGGCUCCUUAUGCACAGACUGAAUCUGAAAAUGGUGAUGUUCCACGAGAGCCAAUAGUACUAUUUCGCAGUCGGUUUUUGGAGCUUCAACAGCAAAGGGACAAGGACUAUUGCUCUCUUGAACCUGAGAAUGAUUCAGUCGGAGUGGAGAUUAAACACAAUUAUAUGCCCUGUUUUGAUGAUGUGCUCUCUGAUGAUAAGAUGACUAAUACACAAUCGAAGGUUGAUGAAAAAUCACGCAGUCCCCAUUUUACUUCCAUAUCUGUUUCCCCAUCUCUUCCAUCCCUUAAAGAAAUGUCUCCACCUGAAAAGAAAAACAUUUUCACACAGUCAAUUGAUGAGCAUGUGUCAUGUCAACAAGAAGACAGUGUCGAGCCAGUUCUUGAGAUCUCUCUAUCUCCUCCUGUUCUGGAAAUCUUGAAACCUCUCACUCCUAAGCAAACUAUAACCCCUCCACUUGUACUUUCAGAGCAAGAAAAUAAAGUAGAAACAAAAAUAGAGUCAGUUGAACCCAAAGUAGAACUCAGUGACAGUUUGUCAAUGGAACAGAAUCAUCCUGUGGCGGUUAAGCCUCCAACCCCUGGGAGUUCUGUGAGUAGUGUAGAACGGGAGAAUACAGAUACCAUAGAUACCUGCUUUGAGUAUACAAAGAUGAAAGAUGAAUGUGAUGACAAAAGUGAAUCUAAAACAGAAAUUCAGGAAACGCACCGUUGUGAGGACUCUAAGACAACAGAACUAGACAGUGACGUAAUAAUCCCAGAGCUUGAGGUUGUAAAACCACUACCAAACCGAAGACAGCCGAAGAACAAAAGGGCAAAACCACUUUCUAUGUUACGCACAACAAAGCCUCCUACAAGAGGUAAACCUGCAACACGAAAGAGUGAACGUAUUGAUAGAGAGAAACUGAAAAGGGGCUCAUCUCCCAGAGUGGAAGCACCGAAAGGAGCAGUAGAAUAUAAAACCACAUCAAAGUCCCCAAUGAAUGCGUCAGAUUCUGAACAAAACCUUGAGUCUACUCUGGUUCAUGGCAGAACACGUCGAAGGAACGUGAGGUCAGUCUAUGCCACUGUACAUGAGGGAGAACAGCCUGCCAAAGAGGUAGUUGAGCCAUCACGAACAAUGCGCAAACGUAGUGCUGACAAAGAACCAAUACAGCAAGAUGUUCAAAUUCCAACUACCAACCCUAGACGAGGACGCCCCCCUAAAAGAGGUGUCAAACAAAAAGUUGACAAUACAUUGUUAGUAAAAGUGGAUCAGCAGAAAACAGAGGAUGGUGGUGAGGUUGGUGAAAACUCAACCACUCUGGAAGUUGUGAAAUCAACUGAGGGAUGGCGUUCUCCCAGGACCCAGAAAAUGCAGCAAACUUCAUCAGCUCUCGUUUGUAAAAAAGUCAGCAGAUUGGACAAACAGUGUGGGGGCACUACUGUUCUUGUUGAACUAACUGAUAUGACAAGUGUUGAUGAAUCUGAGCUGAAACUUAAGGAUAGCAAUCUAUUUGGAAAGUUAUCAGAAAAAAUAGACACAAAUUUACAAAUUUGCAAAAAGGAAAAAGACUCUGCCCGUACAUCUACUGAUGGUGAUAUUGAGAACACAAGUGUAACCCUCGCAGACAGGAAACACCCCGAAAAGAGUGUCAAAAUGAAAACACAAAGGUUGAAACGAAAUACCAAGCAGGUCAUUGAAGAUAAGUCCCACACCUUAAGAAAUCUUGAAAUCCGUGUAAGCGUCGAUGAUGUUAAAGGUUUGCUUUGCUCUGAGAAUGAUGACUCAGAGUCAUUUGAAGCCAGCAUUAAGAAAACCAAGACAUUAGUAGAGAAGGAGGAAUCAAAAAUAAUUUGCUUUCCAAAACAGUCAAAGGAGCUUGAUGCGCAAAACAAUGAAGACACUGCAUCUGAACCUGUGCUUCCAGCUGCUGAGCUCCUAGCACAUCAAAUCGAGCUAGAGCAGGCAGUUGAAAAUAUUGCCAAACUUACAGUAGAGCAACCUCCUCGACCAUAUAAGGAGGCAGCUUCAGCACAACCCCCCACGUUGCCUCCUGCAGUGUCUGAGCCGCAAGGUGAGGUUGAAGACGAAAAGCGAACUAACCCUUCAAGUGAAACAGAACUCGCAGCUGCUAUUGACUCAAUCACAGCUGAAGAAGCAUGUACAGAUGCAGAUGGCUUCACAGCUCCUCCUACUUUCACGGCUUUAAUUCCCACACCUGAUUCACUGCAGUCUGCCUCCUCCAAUGUUAUGAUGGAACCCGGAACACACAUGGUUAGCAAUAUUCUUGCUCCUGACUCAGAUGAUGGUCUUUCAAUAAGCGGUCCAAAGGGUCUAGUAGCAGAAUCUAAGAUUACUGACGAUUCCCCACGCCCAGAUACACCCAAAAAAAUUGGAAAGGUUAAGGCCAAAACCCAGAAAAAGUCAAGAACUCGUAAAUGUCCAGUAAAUAAGAAAGGUGAAUCUUCUGAAGAGGUAAUGCAUCCAGAGCCCUCUCUGAAACUACCUGAGUCAAUCCCAGAGGACCCAGAAAUCAGAAAUUCCAAGGCAGCAGUUAUUACAACUGGGACGACUGCAGCAGGAUCUGUGGUCACAGCUGUUGCUACAUGUAGAAGUGAUGUUGCAAGCGCUUUAACGUUAGGCACACCCAAAGAGGCAGAACAACCUGAAGUUGAACAGCCAGUUCCUAAAGAAUCAGCCUUUCAUUCCGAUUCAAGCACCAUCUCCAAUUGCAAAAAGCAUUUGCAAGCAGCAGAACCAUCUUCCUCUAGUCUUACCCCUGCACCUGCCCGUAUACAGCCUAUGUCCCAGUCAGGUGUGCCUUUGAUACGACCUGCCAAAAUGCCACUUUCACCAAGCUGGCCUCGAACUGAAGAAAGUAGAAUCUUUGUUGCCCCACCAUGCCAUGUAACAGUGGUAACUUCUUCUCUGCCAGCAUCAACUUCACUUGGACCCUCUUCAAUCAAUCCCCCAAUGCCUCCUGAUACUAAGGCUUCUGAUAUAGAUACCAGUUCCAGUACCUUAAGAAAAAUCCUAAUGGAACCUAAAUAUGUGUCUGCAUCAAACAGUAAUUCUAUACCCAGCACUAUGGUGACAUCUACUCUGUCAGAGACUUUACAGAUGUCAGAAAAUGAAAAUCCAUCUGUUGCUAUGGGUCAAAAGCAUGUGGAGGAGAGAUUGUCGUUUCCCUCUCAGUCUAUACAUCACAAACCUUCUCCACUGACAGAGUCCCAAAAGAAUUGUGGUGAAAACACCCAAAAUACUGUAAUUUCCCCUGCUACCUCAGUGAUAAGUCGCAUUCCAAUACCUUAUGAUACAGAUGAAACUCCACGGAUUUCCCUUAGUAGUCGAAGCAUGUGUCAGUCUUUGCCCAAGCAAAAAUUCAGAGCAAAUUCGAAUGAGAAUAAUCGAUACCAUGGCCUAGAUAUAGUUGAAGAUGCAACUAGAGGACGCUCUGUUGUGGAGCCCACCCGCUCACUUCCCGGCCUUAGAGUAAAUACAUCAGAGGGUGUUGUUGUUCUGAGUUAUUCAGGACAGAAGACAGAAGGACCCCACAGAAUGAGAGCCAAAAUAAGUCAAAUUCCUCAAGCCAGUGCUGGGGACAUAGAGUUUCAGCAAUCUGUGCCUAAAUCUCACACAAAGCAAGACACGAUGGUAGUGUCGUCACAGUCACCCAACGUAAAAGUGCCCCCAAGUUCAUCUGCUUAUGGGCAUACCGGGAUUCUUUUGAGCAAUCAGUCUUACAACUCUCAACCUGUCAUUUCUAGCACCAAGCAGGACAGUAGAGGAUGUGACAAGCCUGAAGUUUUAUAUCAUACAGCAUCGCCGGGCAGUGUAGUUAAAAUGUUUCCACAACCGGUUUCUUCUCCUCAAGUCUUAGUGUACAACCAAGCUGUAAUACAACAGCAGCAUGGAAAAAGACCGGGAACAGAGGCGCUACCAAAAAAGAUAGAUACUGGCAAAUCUGUCCAACAGUCUAACCUCAACCCUGUCAAGAGUCCUCAUCGUCCCGCACUAUCUGGAUCACGUAUUAGCUCCAGCCCUGGCACGCCAAUUGAUUGCUCAGCUCUACACCUAAAACAAGAUCCUCAGUCCCCACAAACUGUUCACCCCUCCUCACCUUUUGGAAAAGCCUGUACUCCUAGCAGUUCGCCAGGAACCUCAGUCGUCAUGGGCCAUGUCAUGUCAAUACCUGCUUAUAGUGCCACUGUGCAUCACCCGCACACAGAACAGUCUUCUGUCAUAAUGCAACCUCAAAGUGUCACCCAGUCCGUGACUCAUGAAGCUAGGAUGAGUGCGGCGCCUGUGCCUGCUAUCAACUAUGGAAGGCGAAGUAAUUCACUGUCCUCUCUGCAACACUCAGGCAUCUCUCAGUCUGUUGUCAUCAGGCAGUCUCAUUCAACUUCCCAAGGGUCAUUGUCAAGUGGUGGUGUAACUGACGAAGACGCCAGACCGUUUAACCAAGCACUCAGCAGACACUCUGUGCCACAGCUCCAAUCAGAUGGCAUGAUGCUUCACAGUGAUCGCAGACGCCGCCAUCCAAGCUUAUGUAUGGACCAAUAUAGAGACAUGCACCAGCGCAUCCUUGCACAUCAGCAACUGGGAGAGCAGGCCGGUGUUGAAACAAGACACACUUCAGAUCCUUCGACAACCUCGUGCAGCAACAUGUCCAGGCCUUCUCAGUGCCCCAUAGUGCGGGAGAGCAGUGAAGUUUCAAGAAAAGAAUCCCACAAACAACUAGAAGGACAGCUGAUCCAUUCGCCUACCAAUGAAAGUAGAAUAAGGGCAGUCCACUCAUCUAGUCCUGUAAUGGUGUCUUCUCACUCCCACGGAAUCCAGUUGAUGCAUCUUGGAAGUGCCGCCUCAUUUCCGGUGUAUCGUGACGCACGGGGCUUCGCUCCGCAAUUAACUGGACAUCCUUCAUCAGGACACAGCCUGGUGAACCAAGGCAGCACAUCUUCACAGAUUCCUGUAGAACCUGAACUGGGUCACAGGCAUAAAAUACCCCAGGCGCUCUUGGAAGUAAGUGACCUCAAGCCCGAGAAUCCCCACCUCCACCAUUCUACCUCUUCUGACAUCCUGCACAUAUCCCGGAUACCAAGGGAGGGAGCCUCACCCUCCUACCAGUCUCCUAUGACCACCACCAUUGGCCUGAAUCAGAAGCCAGAUUUACCGCCACAGAAAGGCCCUCCGGGUUUCUUGACAACACCUCUGCCUGUGGUACCCACAUCAAGUUCGCUGCAGCCACGGCCUGAUGCCAAGACGGAACAUUCAGGACACCGCUCCAUUGACAUGGUGCAGCUUUUGACGAAAUAUCCCAUCAUGUGGCAGGGUCUCUUGGCACUGAAGAACGACCAGGCUGCCGUCCAGUUGCACUUUGUCUCUGGCAACACUUUACUGGCUCAGCGCUCGCUGCCGCCCCUCGAGGGAGGUCCGCUUCUUCGCAUUGUUCAGAGGAUGAGGCUGGAAGCCUCUCAACUGGACAGUGUGGCGCGUCGAAUGACCGUAGACAAUGACUACUGUUUGCUGCUGGCUCUGCCAUGUGGACGAGACCAAGAUGAUGUCCUCAGUCAAACGCAGGCCUUGAAAAGUGGCUUCAUCACCUAUCUGCAAGCCAAACAGGCUGCUGGAAUCAUCAACGUGCCCAAUCCUGGGUCCAAUCAGCCAGCUUAUGUGGUGCAGAUCUUUCCACCAUGUGACUUCUCUGAGAGCCACCUGUCCCGCCUGGCCCCGGACCUUCUCGACAGCAUCUCCAGUAUUUCACCUCACCUCAUGAUCGUCAUCGCCUCUGUUUGAUUACCUCUUUUUUUUUUUUUUUGCCUUUUUCUCAACACCACCAGCCGUCUUGGACUUGUCCACUUUUGUAAACUGGAAUUGCCUCAUAUUUUUUAUGACUUUUUGAAAAUCUCAAUUAAGCAUUUAAUCUUUUUUUGUGUUGGAUCACUUCACCAAGUCCUUAAUUCACUCAGUGGCGUUGAAGUCCAUGUAUAGGACUGAAAAUAAUUUUUAAGACCAUUUCUGGUUGAAUAUGUCAAUGUAGACAAUUUUUUAAUGUGUUGUGCAAAGCUUUUGGAUUUUUUUCCUCCUUCGUAAUUUUUUUUAAACAGAUACAAGAGGAGUCAUUGCACUAUGUAAAAGAAAAACUGUGAAGUGUGUACAGAUUUGAGUGCCAUGUCAUAGUGUAAGGAAAGAUGGUGACUCGUUUCAGCUGUUUUUGUUGUUCUUUAUGGCCAAGUGUUCCCUGCCCCCAUUGCGGAUGGGAGGGGGGUCUUUGAUGUUGUACAGUUUACAAUCAAAACCUCAUCAAGGGGACUCCAGAUUAAUAUUUGUUUGCAGCAUCUUAUCGUUUUACGUGGGUCAUUGUGCAACUGUAAAUAUGAUCAAAUAUUUAAAAGACUGAUGCAAUGUUUAGAGACCAAUUUAUUAUUUUACAAGGAAGCAGAUCCUCAAAUAUACAUUUUUCGGGGGGAAUUGAUGUAUUGACAAAAAAUAUUUUUUAAAUUAUGUGCCAAAAUGUUUGUGCUCUACAUAAACUAUUUUAAUAUGUGACUUUGUAUUUUGUCCAAUGACGUGCACACUUGAUUCCUUUUUUGGGGAGAGGAAUGUAGGAGAUUUUGCUUUUACGUUUCUGUUUUUGCUGCUGUUUUUUCUUUGGUACUCUGCUGCCCCCUACUGUGUGAACAUCACCCCCUCUAAAUGUGAGGCCUGUGUCCUAAAAGCCAAGCUUCAUUGCAGAUGUGCUUUUUUUUUUUUUUUUUUUUUUUUUUAGCUCUUUAAAGAGUAAAUCCUAAAAGGCAACGAAUGUGACUUGAACUUGACUUCAUGCCGCUAUUGGAUGUGUUUACUGUGUCCCUGUACAAGUUGUAAAUACGUCAGUCCUCAAUGUGUGUUCAUUUUGUUUGUCUGCCCUUCAGGGUCCUUCUUUUUUGUUUUGUGCAACAAAACAAAGCAGUGUGAAAGUGACUGCAGGGAGGGUGUUGCAGUAUGUGAAACCGAUGCUGAAAGUAAAAAUAUACACUGCUCAAAAAAAAUGAAGGAAACACUAAAAUAACACAUCCUAGAUCUGAUAGAAUGAAAUAUUGUUAUUAAAUAUUAUGUUCUUUACAUAGUUGAAUGUGCUGAAAACAAAAUCACACAAAAAUUACCAAUGGAAAUGAAAUUUAUUAGUAUUAUUAUUUUGACUAUUAUUGGGGGUGUCUUGCUGUUCACCAGUCGUCUAUUCCAUUUGCACAACAGCAUGCGAAACUGAUUGUCAAUCUGUGUUGCUUCCUGAGUGGACAGUUUGAGUUCACGGACGUGUGAUUUUUCUGAUUUUGACUUUGUGAUUGAUUAAGUGUUCCCUUUAUUUUUUUGAGCAGUAUAUAUAUAUAUAGGAACAUGUUUGUUCAGUUUUGUGGCACUAAUAGUUUUGAUGACUGCAGGCUGAAUACUAUCAUUAUUUAAAGGCACUUACCUUUUUUUUAAUUAAAAAAAAGAAGAAAAAAAACAGUGAUUGAUAUGAAAACAAGUCUUUUUUGAUCAAUCAUAAUUUGGGUGUAUUUUUUGCUGCUCCUCCAUGAGGACAUUUUUAACUGUAAAAUAAUUUUGUUGUUAAACUUUCUUCUGAAGAUCAUUAAAUGGUCCAUUACGCUGUC